Molecule: messenger RNA, 892 nt
Organism: Aphanomyces invadans
Lineage: Eukaryota; Oomycota; Saprolegniomycetes; Saprolegniales; Verrucalvaceae
Exons: 1
Coding region: 122-508 (128 amino acids)
Source: RefSeq, a predicted model, not a curated record
AUGCAGAGGCCGUCGUUGAUGGACUUCGUGGGAGGACAUUGCAAGCGUGGCUGGCAUCGGACUGACCUUACCGACCUUUCCUGACAGGCGGGUGGUCUCGUCGACCAAGGCGUACACGACCAUGGCGCCGGCAUCCUUGGAUUCGAUGCCGAAUGAGGCCGCGUCAAACACAUCUCCCGUCCGAGCAGUAUCACGGUUGAGUCCUGGCUCCGCACCCCGUGCGCGAACACGCUCCCCAUUUCUGUGGUCUGCAUCAUGGUGGUGUUGCAUAUGCCAUGAUCGACGUGCCCCGUGGCCCAUGGCAUUGGAGUGCACCGACAGAGUCGUGAACGCCGCGAUGUUUUUGGAUGCGGCCAUGCCGACAUUGAUGCUUCCAUCAGACCUGGCUGUGAUGGCGAAGGAUCGGGCCGCGAAGAGCGAGGCUUUAUCGGACAUCGCGGCGUUGACUACAACCAGUCGGAUGAACCCGGCCCCCGUAGUGAUUCCAACUCGACCUGUCGCGAUGUGACGUCGGCAGCUUGAAUUUAUGUCCCUGGCCAUGGAGAUUUGAUUGGAUUCAUUUGGUUUGAUCCACAGAGAGACGCCAUCUUGAAGCGGUAGUCGAAGGGACUGGAGACUAUGUGUGAGAAUGUCCAAGAUGGAAGCUCCGUUCAAUGCCCUGGAGGGAUCGAAUGCAAUUGUUGAGCACAUCGAUUGUGGUGUGCCUGGAAUGACGCUUCCAUGCAAUGUAUCCAAACCAGUCGACGUGGACGGCCUUCAGCACGAUAGACGGCUCGGAAUCGAUCGGGUCGACGUGAUGGCGGCCACCCGUGCGGCGUAGCACAAGGCCAUGGCGGUUGGUCAACAACACGAUGCAGCUCUUUUUCCCCAACUACUUGCUGGCAUCGUGCAG